AACCUCAACCAAAUGUGACUCAAAAGACCAACAGUCAGAUGAAAGCUAUCCUGACUUAGAGUCUUUCUGUAGACUAGAGGGCAAUAGCAAUACUGCAUUCAUGGAUAAAGAUGUAAAUGCAGUUGAAGUGUGUGGAGCGAGACAAAAGGCUCAGAGUAGGGUAAAAGGUGUUGACACAGUUACAUCUGUAACCCCCAUACUCCAGUUACAAGCAGUCAGUACAGCUCUAGGUCCUGAAGACAUAGAAAGACUUGCUGAGAGUUUGCCAUCAGUGCAGAGAAAUUUUUCUGAGUUUAGGACAGAGUUGUCCAGGAAAAUGAAGCUCUAUGAUAUGUCCCUAGCUGAAGUCACCCAGCUAAUGUCACAAAUCCUGAAAGAGUCAGAAUUCAGUGAUUUUGAAAGUGCUGUAAAUAAUUCUGAGUUUCAGCAUUCCAGCAAAGGUGAAUUGAGAGAAGGAGUUCUGAGAGUGUUACAGAACCUUGUUGGACCAAAGGUGGACUGGCCAAAGAUCACUAGUUGUGUACAGAAGGAUGAAACUGUAAGUGAGUACACUGAAAGAUUUUGUCAGUCAGCUGCAGCAUACAGUGGAAUAGCUGACACUCCAGAGAAGGUGUUAGAGGAUAAUGGACCACUGGUCCGCAUGUGGUUUGAUGGGCUCUCAUCAGAAUACAAAAAUGCAUUGCCUUUCUUAGACCUCACAUGGUCCAAUGGAACUCUGCAAAACAACUUAGAUCGGUUAGCUAUUUGGGAAAGAGACUCGGAUGUCAAGACAAGAGUAAAGAUUGCAGCAGCAUCCUUUAAGGUCAACACAGAGAAUCGACAGAAACGUAAAUGUCCUAAGAGAGAAGGCAGUUGUCAUUACUGUGGUAAACCUGGACAUUGGAUGAAAGAGUGUAGGAAAAACAAAAAGACAUUUAAAGAAAUGAACAGCUUUACUCAGUCUACUUGCCACACUGAAACUGCCCCUCCCCUCUUCUCCAAACACUUGGAGCAACAGCUUACUGACAUGCUAACCAUUUGGGCUGUGAGUGCUUAAUUUCCCCAGUAAUCUACAAGAAAGCUAAAAGACUCAUUCUGAACAAAAGAAAGUUGACUGUCACUUCCACCAUUUGGGGUACACUGGUUAAGUACACUCACAGCCUUAAAUGUUAUGCUACAGCACACUCCAUUCACUUAUCCAUCCUCUGUGGGUUAUGAUGUCUGCUAUGACUGAUGUUUCAUUGGAAGAUGGAGAUGUAGCACAGUAAAGUUUACAAAUUAACUACAGGGAGAGAAUAGGACACACAGACCAGUGAGGAGCCCAGGGAAGAACCGAAGUGCAACAGGCCUCGGGGGCCAACCCUGUGGUGAAGACUUCCUCAUAGGUUUCCCCCUCUCAGUUUAUCCCCACCUUACUGGUCUAUAGGUGUCAAAUUGAUUAAGACUAGCUUUAAAAAAAAAAAAAAGGAACAAAACCACUAUACGAUCACUAGAAGUUUAUGAUGAUCAGAGUUAGACAGAAAAACUAUACGAUCAUCUAACGUACUAAAGUCUAUGCAUGAAUACUGCUGGUCUGCUGUUUCUUUGUUUUCUUGUGUUGCAGGUAUGUGUAUAUGCCAUGACGGCUCAUAAGCAGCACCUGGUGUAAAGCAUCACCUCAGAUAUCCAUGAACAACCUUCAUGAAGACAGAGUCAUCUGAGCAACUCGGAGUUGCACAACGACAAACAAUAUCUGAGCAACUUGGAACAGACAUGGAAAUGCAUUGGAAAUGGACUCUACAGGGAACAGACUCCACAGCUAUUCAGGCGCCAUGGACUUUUAGGACUUCCACGCUUAUGCUACAUGGUUUUCUGUGUCAUCAUGUAGUUCAUACAACAUAUUACCACCCUGCAUUGUAUAUGUGUGUCAACAGUAUACUCAAGUUAAAGAACAACACUUAUGUAAAUGUUGGACACGACAUAGAAUAAGAUGUAUGUGCCUGUAUCUGUUACAAGUUACAUGACUGGAAGAUGGGACUUAUGUUAACAAACAUAGGUUAAAGAAGGGAUUUAAGAAGGUUUAAAUUUGUAUUAUGUGAGAGUUAUUAGAACUCUCAAAGGGGGGACUGUGGGAUUACAAAUUUAAGAAUCUGUUUAAGAUCUGCUGAUCCUACAUCCUGACAUAACCUCACAUGAAAUAUUAAGGUGAAGUAUAUUGUAUUUAACAUUUUGAGGUAAAGAUAAUGACAAUUUAAGGAGAUCAAGGCAGGCAGCCCAGGUGUCUGUAACAUUAACCUUUUGUCUUCAUGCACUUCCUAACCAUUUGGCUCAAGAUACAGCUGUGCCUUUGUCUCUAUGAUAAUGUAAAGGUAUGGGCGAUACUGUCAGACUGAUUGGAUUAGCACCUAUGCAUUUGAAUGACACCGUUAUGCUGAUUAGAUCAUGGCUGGGAAAUGUAGGGAAUGGG
This is a messenger RNA of Ctenopharyngodon idella (grass carp), 2425 nucleotides long. RefSeq lists its product as uncharacterized. NCBI's taxonomy places the organism in Eukaryota, Metazoa, Chordata, Actinopteri, Cypriniformes, Xenocyprididae. The record is from RefSeq and is a predicted model, not a curated record. Gene Ontology annotation, molecular function: zinc ion binding; nucleic acid binding. The transcript has 2 exons. The coding region runs from base 101 to 1036 and encodes 311 amino acids.